Molecule: messenger RNA, 1830 nt
Organism: Angiostrongylus costaricensis
Lineage: Eukaryota; Metazoa; Nematoda; Chromadorea; Rhabditida; Metastrongylidae
Source: the annotation of a GenBank genome assembly
AUGUCUUCUGCUAAGGAAGCAGCCAACGAGUAUAAAUUGACGUUGGAUGAAUUGGUGAACAAUAAUAAAACACAAAUAAACCUGCUGACCAUUCUUGCUGAAGAUUACCAACAACACGCAGCCGCCAUAGUUGAGACUAUAGAGAAGCAAAUCUUCAUCGUGCCGAAAGCGCAGAAAUUGCCUAUUAUGUACGUCGCGGAUUCAAUAAUGAAAAACGUUCCUAAUAGCGACUAUAGGGAUCUGUUCGCUAAGAUUAUUGUUCGCGUUUUCCUCCAUGUCUUUUUAGAGGGCGAUGAAGCUGUUCGCUCGGCAAUGUAUCGCCUUCGGCAGACUUGGGGUGACAUAUUCAACCGGUCAAAGCUCUAUCAGCUGGACAUCAAAGUGAACGAAGUUGAUCGAGCGUGGCCGCUCACUGCAUUAAAGCAAGGCGCAAAACCUCCUGUGAUAACGAAUCCGGCACCAGUCACGGCGCCAACAACCACUGUGCCAUUGGCUAACAAAUCAGUUCACGGGAAAGUCCACGUCAAUCCAAAGUUCAUUCAGAACAACGGACAAAAUACCUCGGUAUUCGAUUUCGUACUGAUGCCCUUGUUCCCAAUAAAAUAUAAUUUUUUUACUUAUUUCAGUAAGGACGGUGUUGUCAAACCAACUCCAAUUGUUGGUUCCCAUGCGUUUACGGUACAAGCUAAGACUUCGCUGAACAGAGCUCAGCAACAGCUCCCUCUUCAAGGGCGGUCAUCACCUGUAUCUAAUGGCCUUCCGAUCUCUGCAGCCCAUGUGCCACAACAUCCAGCAACAGGGAAUGGUCUCCCGAUGCCGCCAACAUUCCAUGUACAGACCACGAUUUCAAAUUCUGGAGUUGCUGGUCCAGGUGGUCUUCCAAUGCCUCCAAACUAUAUUAUAACAGCGGAAGUACCAACUAAAUUGGAUAUACCGUCCAACAACCGAAUUUUCGUUGACGGGAAAGCACACGAAGUGGAGUACGUGAACGAUAUUGCUGUGAUAGAGCGCAAUGGUUUACCUCACAAGAUAUUUUUCGCUGGGACACCACGAAAUGUUAUAUUAGACGGUGUACCUCACCUGUUACAUUUUGGCGAGUCAAAAGCGGUAGUAAUUGAUGGCCAAGAGCACAUCUUACGCUUUGGAGCACCUAGUCGAGAGUUAUAUUUGAAUAACUUCGCAUUCAGAGGGCAGUUUGGCGGUGCACCCAUUGUUGCCACUAUAAAUGGUCGACGACACGAAAUUCGCUUAGCGGGUCCAGCACCAGAUGUCAAGAUAAAUCCUGAUCCAGCUUAUGAACUAACUGCUGAGCUGAAUCGAAUUCGUGCAAGCAAAAGCGAAAACAAGCCAGUGGAACGAAGGUCAAUUCCUACGGCUCCGUUGAAAGAAUUCAAUAUGCGAACCCUUAAAAUUCGAUAUGACACUGUUGUUGAUGCUCUUCAUGAAAAGCAGCAGAAUGCAUGUCCACACUGUGGCCAAAGAAUGGAAUUGCGUGGUGAACGAUAUGAACGGCAUCUGGACUGGCAUGUGAAGCGGAACUUGAAGACGUUUGAGAAGACUAACACUAGUCGUCCAUGGUAUGCAAGUAGCAAGAGAAGCCGUCAACAGAGUGCGUUUGAUAUUUCUUUAGUUUUUGAUGUGUCUUUCUUUCAUGUUAAAUGUUUUAAGGUUCAGUAUUUCUGUCGUUUUUUUGGAAAUAUACGAUUUUUUUUUAUUCAGAACUGUGUCGUUUGUUGUGAGGAAUUUGAGGAGUAUUGCGACGAAGAUGACGACGGGGUUUGGAAACUUAAAGAUUGUAUUAUAGUAAAUAAUCAGGUAUGUCUUUUUUAG